This is a messenger RNA of Uloborus diversus, 438 nucleotides long. RefSeq names its product RING finger protein 11-like. The record is from RefSeq and is a predicted model, not a curated record. The transcript is spliced from 3 exons. Lineage: Eukaryota; Metazoa; Arthropoda; Arachnida; Araneae; Uloboridae. The coding region runs from base 1 to 438 and encodes 145 amino acids.
AUGGGAAAUUGUUUGAAAUCCGUUUCAACUGAUGACAUAUCGCUAUUACGUGAAAAUCAAAGCGCCAGGGAAUCUUCAUCUGAUCAACUUGGACCCCCUCCGCCUUAUCAGGAAACAGUUUCUGUUCCCGUUUAUUAUCCAUCUCCAAACGUCAGUCGUCCAGCAUCUCAACUAACUGAAGAGGAGCAAAUUAAAAUUGCUCAAAGAAUAGGACUUAUACAGCAUCUUCCAACAGGGAAAUAUGAUGGGAGCAAGAAAAACAGAGAGUGUGUCAUAUGCAUGGGAGAAUUUUUGAUCGGAGAUGCCAUUCGAUUUCUGCCAUGCAUGCAUAUCUAUCACACGGACUGUAUCGACGAUUGGCUAAUGAGGUCGUUCACUUGCCCUUCGUGUAUGGAACCUGUGGAUGCAGCUCUUUUAACCACAUACCAAACAAACUGA